GAAAAAAGGAAGCAUCUGUGCCUGGAAGGUGAUGGCGGUGGUGGUAGUGCUAAUCCCAUUGGAUAAGCAGAGCUGUGAUGAUCCCAUCCUCUCUUCUAUUCUAAGCAGAGGUGGGACCCACCAGGUAGUGGGAGUGUCCAAGGCUCUUGGGGGGAGAGAGAAUUUUGUACAAAUGAUGGCGAGUCAGAUAGCAAAUGCUGGGAAUAAUCGACACAGUAGUAGGAUUAUGAGGAGCAUAAAUGGAUAUGAUUUUGGAAAGUAGUAGUAAUACCAGUGGGUCUUGGAGAAUCCUUCCCCCUCCUCAACACCAAGUGGAAGAAGCCACAGGAUAAAAUUUCUAUAUAUCUUGUGGGGGAGGAUAUCGCAGUAUGUGCUGUCGGGCAUCCAUCCGUGCAUGCAACAUCCCCCUCUUUCCUGAUGGCCAUAAAUUCUUUCCUCCCGACGAUGCAAUGCCCAUCGGAGCAGGCAAUUGUCACCUGCCGUGAUCGAUCCCCACUGCUGUUCCAUCCCCCUCAUUUCCUUGAAAAUGGUCAAAUUCUCGAAGCAAUUUGAGGCUCAGCUGGUCCCAGAGUGGAAAGACGCCUUUGUCGAUUACUGGCAACUGAAAAAGGACUUGAAAAGAAUCCACUUCCCCAAGCUCGAAAAUCAGACGAAGAAAAACGACGCACCAUCCAAAGGAGCUCUCCAAGCUAGAAUUUUCCCAUUCCAUGCGGCUGCUCUUCUCCAACGGGUGUUCGGCCCAUGCGCCACCGCUUCAAGCGAGCACAGGGCGAUUCAGGUCCAUAGGAAGUUGGCUACUUCUGCAAGCAAGGGCGACGUGUAUGAAACUGAAUUGUUAGAGCAAUUUGCAGAUACAACUGCAGCAAAGGCUUUCUUCGCCCGGUUGGAUCUCCAGCUGAAUAAGGUGAACCAGUUUUACAAGACCAAGGAGAGAGAGUUUUUAGAGAGAGGAGUCACGUUGAAGAAGCAAUUGGCGAUUUUGGUAGAACUCAAGGUAUCUCUCAAAGGCCAGCCAUGCAUGAUGGAGGUCAUUGAGGAUGCUUCUAUCUCGAGCACCACCAAAUCAUGUGAGGAUGAUUCAAUGGAAGAUCCUGCUGACCCAGACCCACAGCAGCUGGAGCCCGUGGCCUGUUGUGAGGUAGAGGAGGAUGCAAGCACUCCCAACUCCAAUGAAGCAGUGAAAGCUGUCAAGGAAAGAAGGGAUGAAGCAAAGCUGAGCCUGUCGGGAAGGACAUUUAGCUGCCAGGGGAGGAAUGUGAGGAUGAACAUUCCCCUGACCAACCCCUCGAGAACAAUUUCUGCCAUCACAAACUUAGUGUGGGAGGAUCUAGUCUCCCAGCCCAAAAAAUGUAGUCCUGAAGGAAGCAAGUUGAGCAUCAACAAGACUAAGCUGCACCAUGCCGAGAAAAUGAUCCGGGGAGCCUUUGUCGAGUUGUACAAGGGACUUGGUUUCCUAAAGACUUACAGAUCUUUGAAUAUGCUAGCUUUUGUGAAGAUCUUGAAGAAAUUUGACAAGGUCACAGAACAACAAGUUCUGCCUAUUUACUUGAAAGUUGUGGAGAGCUCCUACUUCAACAGCUCAGAUAAGGUGAUCAAGUCGAUGGAUGAGGUUGAAGAUCUAUUUGUGAAAAAUUUUACUGGAGAUGACCGUGUGAAAGCCAUGAAGUAUCUCAAACCGCGCCAACUUAGAGAAUCUCAUACAGUGACCUUUUUCAUAGGACUCUUUAUGGGUUGCUUCAUCGCUUUGCUUGCGGGAUAUGUUAUCAUGGCCCAUAUAAUGGGCAUGUACACCAGACAGUCAAAUUCUGUAUACAUGGAGACUGUGUACCCAGUACUUAGCAUGUUUGCUCUCUUGUUUCUACACUUGUUCCUGUAUGGUUGUAAUAUAGUGAUGUGGAGAAAAGCCCGUAUCAACUACAGCUUCAUCUUUGAGCUUGCCCCAACCAAAGAACUAAAAUAUCAAGAUGUCUUCUUGAUUUGCACAACCUCCAUGACCAUUGUAGUGGGAGUGAUGGUGGCACACUUGUGUCUAAUUGCAAAAGGCCAUUCCUCCACCAGCGUAGAUGCCAUUCCAGGCCUUUUGCUGUUGUUGUUCCUGAUGCUGUUAGUGUGCCCUUUCAACAUUGUCUACAAGUCAACCCGGUUCUAUUUCCUUCGGGUCAUACGAAACAUUGUGCUGUCACCAUUGUACAAGGUGGUAAUGGCGGACUUCUUCAUGGCGGAUCAACUUUGUAGUCAAGUGCCAAUGCUAAGGAGUCUAGAGUAUGUAGCUUGCUACUAUAUCACAGGAAGCUACAAGACCCAAGACUAUGGAUAUUGUAUGCAGAGCAAGCACUACAGAGAUCUAGCUUAUGCUGUUUCCUUCUUGCCAUAUUACUGGAGGGCAAUGCAGUGUGCACGGAGGUGGUUUGACGAAGGACAAGGAAGCCAUCUGGUAAAUCUUGGCAAGUAUGUGUCAGCCAUGAUAGCAGCAGGUGCAAAAGUUGCAUAUGAGAACGAUAAAAGCAUUGGUUGGUUGUCAAUGGUUGUCAUCACAUCGAGUGCGGCAACAGUAUACCAACUGUAUUGGGAUUUUGUCAAGGAUUGGGGAUUACUACAACUUCAAUCGCGCAACCCUUGGCUAAGGAAUGAAUUAAUUCUACGUCACAAGAUCAUCUACUUCUUUUCCAUGAUCUUAAACCUCAUUCUAAGGCUUGCGUGGUUACAAACCAUUCUCCAUUCCAACUUUGGAAGCGUGGAUUACCGGGUAACCAGCUUAUUCCUAGCAGCUCUUGAAGUGAUCCGAAGAGGGCAGUGGAACUUCUACAGGUUGGAGAACGAGCAUUUAAAUAAUGCUGGCAAAUUCAGAGCAGUCAAAACAAUACCACUCCCUUUCCAUGAAGUGGUCGAGGAUUAACUUUCACUGGCAAUGGUGGAUUGAGAAGCUGUUGCAAUAAUCCUAUAAAUAAAGCUUGCAGAAUUUCCAAACUACCAAUUGUUAUUGGCAACCAAGGCUCAUGUUGGAAUCUUAAUGUUCAACCAUCUCGGAUGUAAAUUGUGAAAGCAAGCCCAAUGGAUCAGAUUGGAGAUCUUUCUCCAGCACAUAAUACAAUUGCUGAGGGGGCAGCAAUACAAGCCAAGUGAAUAUGAAAUCAUUUGCCAUUGUACAAUCCAAAGAUGCAUACAUACUAGGAUCUUAGUAAUAAAGUCAUGUAUGAACUGACUUAACACUCAGUAAAUUCAUGUCACAUUUCUUUGGAUACUUAAAAUAAGGAUA
Messenger RNA from Amborella trichopoda, 3256 nucleotides. RefSeq names its product EXS (ERD1/XPR1/SYG1) family protein (gene PHO1;H1). Gene Ontology annotation, biological process: cellular response to phosphate starvation. The record is from RefSeq and is a predicted model, not a curated record. Gene Ontology annotation, cellular component: membrane. NCBI's taxonomy places the organism in Eukaryota, Viridiplantae, Streptophyta, Magnoliopsida, Amborellales, Amborellaceae.